AUGGGUUCCACGAUGGAGCCUCGGACUUUUGACAUGCAAUGGGUCAAAGGCACAGACCCGAAAGAAGGGAACUGGCCAGGCCUGCGAACUAAUCAGGUUGAGAAAGACCUGGGCAUGGAGAUCACAUGGGAUGUCCCAGUCGCUCUUCGAGACGGUGUCAAGGUCUACGUCGAUGUAUUUCGGCCUGAUUCUUUCACUGGGAAGUUGCCUAUCAUCCUAUCCUAUAGUCCUUACGGGAAACACGGGUUCAAAACAUUUGAUAUGUUCCCUGGUGCAGAUGUUCCAGCAGGCUCCGUUUCUCGUUACGCCGUUUGGGAGGGUCCCGAUCCUUCCUACUGGACGCAGAAAGGCUAUUGCGUGAUCAAUGCGGACGCGCGUGGCUCUUGGGGGUCGGAGGGGAACUGCACCAUCAUGAGUACCCAAGAAGGCAUCGAUGGCUACGACAUAGUCGAAUGGGCUGGUACUCUGCCCUGGUCUAAUGGUCGUGUCGGGCUUUCAGGACUGUCGUAUCUGUCGGUCUCUCAGUGGCGUAUUGCAGAGAACAAUCCUCCUCAUUUGGCGUGCAUUCAGGUUUUCGGCGGAUUCUCCGAGGUGUAUAGGGAUUAUAGCCACCACGGCGGGAUCCCAGAAACAAACUUCGUCAAGUUCAUGGAAUGGUCUUGCCGCUUCUCCCAUGGCUUGGUAGAAGACUGGGUGAAGAUGCAAAAGGAGCAUCAUCUCUAUGACAACUAUCAAGCGGACAAGAGAGCCAAGCUUUCUCAAAUCAAAGCACCUGCCUAUGUCGUUGCAGACUGGGGCGACCAAGGUCUCCACACUCGGGGAAACCUUGUAGCAUGGUCUGAAAUAUCAUCCGAACAGAAGUGGCUGGAGAUCCAUGGGAGGAAGAAAUGGCAGUACUACUACAGCAAACCCAGUCUUUUGCGACAGGAAGCGUUUUUCCAGAAAUUCCUCAAGCAAGAAGCGAGCGAAGUUGAUAACUGGCCAACUGUGCGUAUCGAAACACGAGAGAGAGCACAUCGAAACAUUGCCAGAAAUGAGAUGGAGUGGCCUAUUGCAAGGACCAGAAUGGUGAGGAUGUACCUCGACAAUUCCACGAGCCGACUUCUUCAAGACCCUCCGAAAUCGAUCGGAAUAUCCCGUUACGCUAGUGGAGAUCCAAAGGAUGCCCUGUUGUUUAGCCACAAGUUCAACGAAGAGACUGAGCUUACUGGGACAAUGCGUCUUCGGUUAUGGGUUUCGGCUGAGCAUGAGGACAUGGACAUUUUCGUACGAGCUGAUAAACUCGACGACUCAGGAGUAGUUGUUCCAUUUGUGGCCAUGUCAAUGAUGGACGAUGGACCAAUGGCGCUCGGGUGGAUUCGAGUAAGCCACAGAGAACUGGACCUGGAGAGAAGCACAGAGAAUCAUCCCUGGCUACAACAUCGACGUCAGCUCUUGCUUCGACCCAACGAAGUUGCACCCGUCGACAUUGAGAUAAUGCCGUCGUCGACCCUUUUCCAUCCAGGAGACUCCCUGCGCCUCACUAUCAAAGGUUCGGACACCUGGGUCUAUGACCGCCGACAGAUUCAGCUUCACCAAGAUACGGUGAAUCAAGGCCCGCAUUCUCUAUAUACCGGCGGACCAUUUGAGUCAUUUCUAGUAAUGCCUGUCAUUGACAAGGAGACAUAG
Molecule: messenger RNA, 1668 nt
Organism: Fonsecaea multimorphosa CBS 102226
Lineage: Eukaryota; Fungi; Ascomycota; Eurotiomycetes; Chaetothyriales; Herpotrichiellaceae
Exons: 1
Coding region: 1-1668 (555 amino acids)
Molecular function (GO): dipeptidyl-peptidase activity
Source: RefSeq, a predicted model, not a curated record